AUGACACUACUACAAAUGACGGCUGGCAAGAGCAUGUGAAUGAAUUGCUUACCUAAUAGCUAAUCGUAUAAGGUUCGGAAGAUUAUGCCAACUUUCCCCGCUAAAAUUUUCGAUACCCCACAAUCAAUUCACAGAGCAAAAUGUCAACCUUAGAACCCCACCAUCAAUCCCAGAUUUGUCAAAAGCCUACAUCGAACAAGACAAAUCGGCAAUAUGGCGAUAAUAGAAAACCAGGAAUUGGCUGAAGCCACCCAACCAGGAAAUACUCAGGCAGAACCAGAUGUAGUUGCGACACUCUCGAAACCAAUCCAUUCCCUUGUUGUCGAUACUGGACCUCUAAUUAAGAACGACCCUCCCGUUAGCACACUCCUCGCCCAGUCGCACGAGCUAUAUACACUGCCCUCCGUCCUCUCCGAAGUACGCGACGCAGCCACAAGAGCGCGCGUUGAAACCACACUUCUUCCGUUCCUGGAACUCCGCAGCCCAAAACCGGAGAGCGUCAAAUUCGUCACUGACUUCGCGCGGCGCACCGGUGAUCUCGAGGUCUUGAGUAAACCGGACAUACACUUAAUCGCAUUGACGUAUGAGCUAGAGUGUGAGAGAAACGGAGGUGAUUGGAGAUUACGGAAGACCCCGGCGCAGAAGGGGUUGAAUGGGAAGGCGCCGAAGAAGGAUGAGGAUGAUGCUACGGAACAGAAAGAGAUAGAGAAUGGAGAGAGCACAAAGGCCGAGGAAUCUUCUGAGCCUCGAGAUGGAACAGAGCAGACCCCGUUAGAGGUUGAUGUGGAAGAAGCUACCAAGGAGAAGACCGAAACACAAGAGCAACCAACUGUCCAGCAAGAAACAGUCACCCAAGCGCUUGACUCGCUUAGCCUAGAACCAUCCGCAUUACCAACAGUAGACACCGUACUGAACGACGCCGCGGCGCCAGAGACAAACACGCAAGAAGCAGAAGAAGACGAUGAUGAAGAAGGCUGGAUCACACCCUCGAACCUCAAGAAACACCAAGCCAAAGACCAGCUCUCCGGCCCCGAACGACCGAUCGAGAAAUUCCUACAAGUGGCGCUCCUCACGUCCGACUACGCGAUGCAGAACGUGCUGCUGCGCAUGAACCUCAACCUCGUGUCUCCGAGCCUAGCGCGCAUCACCCGCGUCAAGACGUGGGUCUUGCGGUGCCACGGCUGCUUCGCUAUCACCCGCGACAUGGGCAAGCAGUUCUGCCCACGCUGCGGACAGUCCACGCUCACGCGCGUGAGCUGCUCGACGGAUUCGGGGGGUAAUUUCACCGUGCAUCUGAAGCGCAACUUCCAGUGGAAUAACCGGGGUAAUGUGUACAGCGUCCCCAAACCGGUCCACGGCAGCGCUAGCGGGAAGGCGAGGAGCGCUGGAGGAGGGAAGAAUGGGUGGGGUAGGGAGCUGAUAUUGGCGGAGGACCAGAAGGAGUUUGUGAAGAAGAGUACGGAUCAGAGGAGGGCGCGGCAGAGGGAUCUUAUGGAUGAGGAUUACUUGCCGGGGAUAUUGACGGGGGAUAGGAGUGGAGGUGGAGGUGGGAAUGGGAAGGUAAGGGUUGGGGCGGGGAGGAAUGUGAAUUCGAGGAAGAGGUGA
Molecule: messenger RNA, 1605 nt
Organism: Annulohypoxylon truncatum
Lineage: Eukaryota; Fungi; Ascomycota; Sordariomycetes; Xylariales; Hypoxylaceae
Product: D-site 20S pre-rRNA nuclease
Exons: 1
Coding region: 214-1605 (463 amino acids)
Biological process (GO): ribosomal small subunit biogenesis; maturation of SSU-rRNA
Cellular component (GO): preribosome, small subunit precursor
Molecular function (GO): RNA endonuclease activity
Source: RefSeq, a predicted model, not a curated record